This is a messenger RNA of Dermatophagoides farinae (American house dust mite), 1854 nucleotides long. It is a transcript of the gene mxt, whose product is annotated as Eukaryotic translation initiation factor mextil. Lineage: Eukaryota; Metazoa; Arthropoda; Arachnida; Sarcoptiformes; Pyroglyphidae. Gene Ontology annotation, molecular function: eukaryotic initiation factor 4E binding; RNA binding; translation initiation factor activity. The record is from RefSeq and is a predicted model, not a curated record. Gene Ontology annotation, biological process: positive regulation of translation; regulation of formation of translation initiation ternary complex. Gene Ontology annotation, cellular component: RNA cap binding complex; cytoplasm.
AAUCCCCCACAGAAAAAUUUAAUACGAAACAAUCAAAAUAUUGAAUCGAAUAUGAUGACGCCACAACUCAUGCAACAGCUGCAGCUAUUGUCUAAUGACCAUCAUAAAUGACGUUACCGAUUUAAAUGGAUUUAUUUGCGCUUUUUUUAUUCCUGGAACCUAUUGGUAUCUAUAAUCAUCGAAUCUUGAAUCGGAUUCAGUUUUUAAACAAUCAUAAGCAUCAGGACAAUAACAUUAGAAAUUAUUGCAUUUAAAACAAAAGUUACUUUUUUAAGUGAAAAAUAAAGUGCAACCAACAGAAUUCACAAUUUUUCAUGAUGAUGAUGGCGUCUGUGAUGGAUUCUAAUUUUAGAAUCGUUCAUAUUCAUUGCGGUCAUGUUCAUUUUUCACUAUAUUCAAAGAUCCUAAUGGUGCAAUUACAUUAUUUUAAUGAAGAAAGUGGCUAUACUAGCAUUCAUCAAUUGAAAAGAAUAAUAGUGUGCCAGAUUCUUCUCUCCACAGGCAUUUUUCAUGUAAUCAUCAUAAUUAUAAAAUACACAAACUCAAACAAUGGAUGAAUCGUUGAAAGAAGAUCAAUCUCAUAGCCAUAAUAAUAUCGAUGAUAUCGAAAUGAUUUCUCUUUCCGAUGAAAAUCUAGCUGAUAUGCUUAUCACAAAGUAUGAUUAUUUGGAUUCAUGUAUUGCGAAUGAAAAAUUUGAUGCACAACUAUGUAGUAAUCUAGUGCUGUUGUUGAAAUUCAUUCUGGAGAAUGGUCAUCAUAUGGAUGAUGAUGCUAAUCAUCGAGAACAAAUGAACAUGUUUUUCACUUUAUUCCGUAACAUACUCCGUAAUCAUUUGAAAUGUUUACCAGAUUCAAUUAAUUUGCUUAUCCUAAGAUUGAUUGAAAUUCGUGCAAGUAAAUGGAAAAUUAAAUCAAGUAUCGAAGAAUACUAUAUGAAAAAAGUGGACAAACUUCAAUCGAACAAUAAUAUGUUCAGACCAAAUAAUUAUCGUUCGUAUAAUGAAAAAUCAUCUGGCUAUUCAAAUAUUCGUAUCUCAAAAUCAUAUAGCGAUGUAAUCAAUGCUAACAACAAUGCUGAUGGUUCCCCACCAAAAAAUUCAAAAUUAUUGAAAAUGAAUGCCAAAGGAGUGUAUAAGGAUGAAGUGUCUAUAAAAAAUUCCGAUUCAGGAAAAGUAAUGGGCAUUAAAGGGCGUAGAAUUCAUAUGAUUGAAGAGAUGAGUGAUACAAUAAUCUCUUUCCAGAAAGUAUCACCAACUGCAAAAGAACGUCUAGUACUGAUAUCUGGAUAUAAUCGUGAAAGUAUUGAGAAAGCAAAAAAUCUAAUCGAUGUCACCAUUCGACAAAACAUUUCACCAAUACCAUUCGAAUCUCAUGAAACAUCAAAUUUUAAUGUGACAUUGUCAUCGAUAAAAACGACUGCUGAUCCAAUCGAAGAAGCCCAAUUUUUAUAUUGUUCAUCAUCAAAUGAACUAAACAUUGAAAAUUCAAAGAAAAAUUCAUCCAACUCAAAUAAUAGUGGCAAAAAUAAUGCUUCCUCUGAUACGACGGAUAUCUUUUCAUAUUCAUUUUCAUUCAACUUUAAUAACAAAAAUAUUCAAAUCAAAAUUUCCGAUUCAAUCAUUGGAAAAAAAUUGGAACAUUUUUUGAACAAAUUCAAUUUUAUUAAUUUUCUCAUUAAUGAAAAUUUUGAUAAUCAUGACAAAGAAAUUUCAAAAUCAUCUUGUGAUCAGAAAAAAACAAUUAUUACUUAUGAUCGCGAUUUUUUGAUGAGCCUUCGUGAAUCCCAUAUGAAUUUUGACGAUUCUCGUUUGAUGAAUGAUAUAAAGGAGAAACAAGCAUCUCUUUUACGUUGA